Molecule: messenger RNA, 1850 nt
Organism: Prosopis cineraria
Lineage: Eukaryota; Viridiplantae; Streptophyta; Magnoliopsida; Fabales; Fabaceae
Exons: 4
Coding region: 1-1494 (497 amino acids)
Source: RefSeq, a predicted model, not a curated record
AUGGGAACUAAGCUCCAAUUUAGCAGCGCUAGUCAUCCCCAGACAGAUGGUCAAACUGAAGCUAUAAAUAGAAUUCUUGUUGUUUAUGGCACUCGUCCCCUUAGUCCACUAGACUUGAGCCCUUCAAUUGAUAAGCAGCAAUACAACUUUGAUGCUGACCAAAGGGCUAAGGAAAUUAAGAAGUUGCAUAAGCAAGUCCGCGAGCGAAUCCAAAAGCAGAAUUUGAGAUACAAAGCUCAACGUGACAAGCAUCGAAGACAGCAGACUUUUAAGGUAGGAGAUUUGGUUUGGAUACAUCUACGAAAGGAACGAUUUCCUAAACAGCCAAACACCAAGUUGUCUCCAAGAGCUGAUGGUCCGUUCAAGAUAGUGCAAAGGAUCAACAACAAUGCUUACAAGGUGGAAUUACCUGGUUCUUAUGGUGUAUCUGCAACUUUCAAUGUCGCUGAUUUAUCUCCAUACGUUGAUGAAGAUGAUGAAUUUGACUCGAGGGCGAGUUCAAAGUUUCGCCUCUUGUUAUGGAAAUUGUGUGUUUGUUAUUCUUCCCUAGGAUUCUUUUCUAUUACACCGAGAGAGGAAGCUAGCGGGAACAAUUCCGAUGCUGAAAGCAGGGGAGAAAGAAAUGAAACUGUUCGCACGGAGGAGCGAUUGAGGGACAUGAAGAGCCUUGAAAGUACAAAGAGCGAGGAAGCUAGCAAGAACAUUUCCGAUGAUGAAAGGGGAGAAAGAAAUGAAGCGGUUCGAAGUCCUCCUAUCAAAGUACUCUCGGUCUUGGGGUUCAUCUUCAUCUCGUACAGUUUGGUUUUUACUUGCGGCGACACUUACUUUGUUGUGCAAACAAGCAAGUUGGAUUUUAAUGUGGGUGAAUUGGAUGUUCCUGUUAUUGUUUUCUUUGUACUCCAAUCUUCAGUUGCUUCUGUAGUUAGAUUGAUCCAGUCAAGACUAAAACUGUUGGAACCAAUUUGGAGCAUGGCUGUUGGGAUGUUUUGUUCAUCACCUUGCUGUUUUUGGGCUUGGCUAGUGGAACGUGGAAGUCUUCCCUUGAGCAUCUGGGUUUUAACUCCACAGUAUUUGCUGCUAGGACUAAUGGAAGGAUUUGCAGAGUUCGGACUAGAGAGUUUCCUUCGAAAUCAGUUGGUGCCUAAAUCAACGAGAAAAUUUGUGUAUCCGGGCUUUGUAAUGCUGUCCGGGAUCGUCGUCAGCAUACUAUUUGCAUUAAUUUUCGUUAGCCGGAUCCGCCUGGAUUGGUGUUUUCUCAUAUUGGCAUCACAAAGUUUCGUGUUCUCUUGCAUUUAUGCAUGGUUUGCCAAGUUUCAAACGAAGGGUCUGUUGGGAGGACGAGUGAGUUCGAAUGAGUCCAGAUCUCGCACCAGCUCAGACGCUCAGCCUAGUCAGCAAGAGAAUGGUGAAGCGGCGAGUCACGUGAAUCGACAAGUAGGAAGAAGCAAGACGAUCAGAAGGAAGAAUUCGCGGGAGCAGCGAGUAGAAGUUUAACGGUAUUCAAUUGGCAGGGCACGUUUUGAUGGAAUAAGCAUCAUGGUUUUAAUCUUAGUUCUUUCUUGUCUUCUGCUUUCCCUAUUCUACCACCAGCUCGUCCCUCUUGCACAUAGCUUUUUUCCUUGCGUUUUAAUCAUAUUAAAUUGCUGUCAUGAAUUUUCCGAAUGGGAUAUCAGCUGUCUUCAAACUAGGAGUGACACACAUAUCAGAAUCUCGCCCAGCCGGUCGAUUCAUUGUCAUUAUCUCCUGCGCCGCAGCAUAUACUAUGGUAAGCUAUCAUGUCUUUGAUAUUUAUAAGCCAUACACACGCUGAAUCAUGAAUAUACCGUCCUCAUCUUCUCGGAUUUGGGAUG